Messenger RNA from Dipodomys spectabilis (banner-tailed kangaroo rat), 638 nucleotides. RefSeq names its product ABRA C-terminal like (gene Abracl). The coding region runs from base 167 to 412 and encodes 81 amino acids. NCBI's taxonomy places the organism in Eukaryota, Metazoa, Chordata, Mammalia, Rodentia, Heteromyidae. The transcript has 3 exons. The record is from RefSeq and is a predicted model, not a curated record. Gene Ontology annotation, biological process: regulation of actin filament-based process.
CCUCCUUCUCCUCCUCCUCUUCCACAACCUGUCUCCGGGCUUGGGCUACUUCCUUCUCCACGCCCUGCCUCCCCUGUGCCUCGAGGGAAACCCGGGUGCGCACCGACGCGGCCCAGCUCUGCGUUUGGAAAAGACCGGGAAGCGGAGUGGUGAGACCGAGGUAGCAAUGAAUGUGGAUCAUGAAGUUAACCUCUUAGUGGAGGAAAUUCAUCGUUUGGGCUCAAAAAAUGCUGAUGGACAGUUAAGUGUGAAAUUUGGAGUCCUCUUCCGGGAUGACAAAUGUGCCAACCUCUUUGAAGCAUUGGUGGGAACUCUCAAAGCUGCAAAACGAAGGAAGAUUGUUACCUACCCAGGAGAGCUUCUUUUUCAAGGUGUUCAUGAUGAUGUCGACAUUAUAUUGCUGCAGGGUUAAGGUGUUUACAUAGUUUUGUGCACUGCUGUUUUGUUUUGUUUGUUUUGUUUUUUGAAUUUUGGUUUCUGGUAAAGUGGAAUAGUAAGUCAAAGGACCAACCUGAGGUUACAUAAUGUAUUUUUAUAGAAUUUUGAAAGCAAAAAUGGACUCACAUUUUAGUUUUUUUUUACAUCUUGAAAAGGGUGAUGUAUUGCCUAGUAAAAAUAAACAAAUCCUACAAAUCCUA